UUAAGAUUUUUUUCAUUAUUCCAUUUCUGUGUCAAGACGGAAAAACAAUAUACUACUUUUAUGUGUAGUAAUGUAUAAACUCAACAAUAUAUAACAUAAUUCAGUAGUAUUUAACGUUUGAAAUAAAACUUACAAUUCGCUAUAUUCUUUGAAUAUUUGGUUUGCCUGACUGCCGUGCAGCGUCGCCAUGCCACCUAAGAAACAAAACAAAAAGGUGGAGGGCCUGACGCCGUAUCAAGGCAAGAAACGAUGUUUUGGGGAGUACAAAUGCCCCAAUUGUAACCGCACUUGGCUGUCUUCCCACUCGUGGGCCAAUUUCGGGCAAAACUGCACUAAGUGCCAAAUAAACGUAUAUCCUCAUAGACAGUUCCCACUGGAAGAUCCAGGCUAUAUGGACGAGAAAAUUGACAAAAACAAGCGUCAUCCCCAAGAGAUGUGUCAAAAAUGCCAAAGUUUGGGGCGUUAUUGUGACUCUAAAACUGCCCCCGGGCGCCGCCGGCGACGACGCAGACGUAACUGAAUUCCGGACCAGAAGGAAGCCGUCCUUUUGGUAACCAAGGGCACUGUUUAAAAUUACAAUUAUUUUUAUAUUGGAUUAGGGUCGAAGCACGAAAAAUUAAGUUUUAUGGAAAUAUGCCAGACCGAAGAACGAACUGACAAUAAUUACAGGAUAUACAUAUAUAGAAAAACGUAGGCCCUUGGCACACAAAGCGUAAGCGUAAGAGACGUGUAAGCGUGCGUAGAACGAGAGAGCUACGAGCACGAACAACAGGGGGCCUUCCGCGAAAACCGAAAUUCGCAAAUUGCGGGGAUCUUUCUCUUUUACUCUCACUAAGACGUAAUUAGAGUGACAGAGAAAAAUGCCCGCAAUUGACGAAUUUCGAUUUUCCCGGUAGCCGACCUGCAAACAAGUGUCGUCAUUACGGCAGGCGUAGCGUAAUACACGCGUAAAUAACAAAACUACUGACAUAGUCAAACAAUAAGAAAUCUUCAUCUGACAAGAAAGUACAAUCGUCGAUACAUCCGCUGAAGACAUGUGAUGCUAUUGACGCCAUGAUUUCAACUAAUUAGAUUUCAUUUAUAAAACAAUUACGAUUACGCGUCGCUUGGUGCCCAGAACUCUACGCGUCUCGUACUCGUAACGUUUUUACGAUACGCUUAAGCGACGCUUACGCUCCCCGUGCUUAAUUAUUAACAAUAGUACCUAUUUAAAUUAAUCGUCAACAAACAUACCUAUUGGCAGUAUUAGUUUUUCUUAACGUUUAACACCCCCCCCCCCCCCCCUGCAAACAAAUUUCUAUGCAUGGGGGGAGGGGCACUUAUCUUUGCAGCUGACUAUACAGUGUGUGUAGGUACAAUAUAAGUGCUACAUAAAGUACCUACAGGCAUCAGUCAGAUGUCCUUUUCUAUAACAAGUGGUAGGUAUACAUAUUAUGUAUAAGUAGAAGAGUUUUUAUUGUUUCAAAUAGCAGCGUUUAAACAUUACUUAAUCAAACACUGUGUUUUCGCUCUCACGGUCUGAAAUUCAGAACCGGAUUUUCGGAUGGUUAUGGAACAAAUUCAAAAACUAUAGAAAAACCAGACAAAUAUUAUUUAACCAUCUGAGUUUUUUCCAGAUCCGGCGCCAUAGUGACUCCGAUUCUUAAUUUUUGACCUUAUGGGAUGAAUCUGGGACGGAUUUUGAUUUUGUUUGGUUUAGUUACUUAAUGAUUUGGUAAUAAUUAAACUAAUAUAAUUAUUACUAUUAUUUGUACUUAAACCAGUUUUCAAUUAGUAAAUUUAGCUAAAGUAGUAUUGUAAGAUGAUAAGAGUGUAAUCCAUAUUUAGUAUCUUAUUGUUUAUUCCUUUAUAAGUGGUUUAAUAGCCCAUAUAUGUAUAGUUCCUAUUAUACUCUGUAUCUUUAGGUAUUUAAAUAAACGUAAACAGACAAUUUUUGGUAGCUAUAUAACAUUAGCAUAUUGGUUAACCAACCAAAUACAAAACCGUCUGAUUCUGUCACUGAACGACCUAACUUUAACGUACAUUAUUUGGUCGUGUAAUGUUUUCAUCUACCCUCAACUGGCUUGAGGAGUCAUUUGACGGUAGAUUUUAUUUACUUUCAUUUAAAUACCUAAAGAUACACUACUACUAAAGUUUGGCAAAUCAAUUUUGUCAGUAGAAAAAGCCGUGAAACAGAAAGUUUGCCUAGAAGUCCACCUUUUGCGCUUACAUUUAUUAUAUUUGGCACAUUCUACUAACAAAUUUGACUUGCAAGACUGUACUUUUUUGUUACUAGAGUUAAGAGAUUUGUUUUUCAUGUUUUGCGUAUGAAACAAAACAUUCGCUUUUACCGAAAUGUGGUAAUUAUUAAUGUUACCAUUUCAUUAUUAUAACAUAACUUUAGGUAGGUAGAGGUAAAUAAUAUAAAAUAUUUUGCUCUGUUGAUUUAUCAAAAUAAAAAAAGUGAUUUUA
Molecule: messenger RNA, 2451 nt
Organism: Cydia pomonella (codling moth)
Lineage: Eukaryota; Metazoa; Arthropoda; Insecta; Lepidoptera; Tortricidae
Product: zinc finger CCHC domain-containing protein 24-like
Exons: 3
Coding region: 188-520 (110 amino acids)
Source: RefSeq, a predicted model, not a curated record